CAAUCGCCUGUACUUUCCGCAUUUAACUUGGAUGACAUUUUUAUUUCGUCAUUAGCAUCACGCGCCUGCACACCGGCUCGUGGUUCGGCGUUCGAGCCCGGGAUGAUCCAUUUGGCACGCCUGCGUGUCCCGUCUCUAGUGCUGUAGUUUGAUUUCACGACAGUGAAAUUCAGCCCUCGCAAAAAAAAAAAAAAAAAAAAAAAAAAAAAAAAAAAAAAACAACAACAACAACAACUACGAAGCAAAAAAACAAGGCCAAAACACUCGUCCGCCACCAUGCCCGAGACGACGCAGGAGGCUCCAGCCAAGGACUCGCCCUUCUUCAUCAAGAACCUGCUCAACUGCGACAGCAAGCCACCCAACAAGACCAAGCCUCCGCCGCCGGCGCUGGCGGCCCACCGGGCGGCCCUGGAGGCGGCGGCGGCAGGGGGCUUUUCCCUGUCGCAGGUGGCUGACUAUGCCUUCCCUCGCUUUGAGCUGCCUGCGCAGCGCUUCACGCUGCCGGCCCACUAUCUGGAGCGAACUUCGGCGUGGUGGUACCCCUAUGCCCUCAACUCCUCUGCGCACAUCCACAGAAGUGAAGCCUCUGACAAACUACCGGCCAGAGAUUCGUCCCCGACGUCAGGAACGGACCGAGACUCUCCGGAGCUGGUGCUCAAAUCCGAACCGGAAGGCAAGGAUGACGACGAAGACGAGGAGCGCGCGGCGAGCAAAAGCGGCGACGAGAUCAUCCUGGAGGAGAGUGACUCCGAGGAGGCCAAGAAAGACGAAGUGGACGACUGGAAGAAGCGCGACGGCGGCGACGACGGCUGCGGUGACAAGAAGCCCUGCCGAAAGAAGAAGACCCGCACCGUCUUCUCCCGCAGCCAAGUCUUUCAGCUGGAGUCCACGUUCGACAUGAAGCGCUACUUGAGCAGCUCGGAGCGCGCCGGCCUGGCAGCAUCACUGCACCUGACCGAGACGCAGGUGAAGAUCUGGUUCCAAAAUCGCCGGAACAAGUGGAAGCGGCAAUUAGCCGCCGAGCUGGAGGCGGCCAACUUGAGCCACGCCGCCGCGCAGAGGAUAGUCAGAGUGCCCAUUCUCUACCACGAGAACUCGGCGUCGGAGGGCGCCGGCGCGGCCCCUAGCGUGCCGGCCAGUCAGCCGUUGCUAACCUUCCCGCACCCGGGCGUCUACUACUCGCACCCCAUCGUCACCUCUGUGCCGCUACUCAGACCCGUCUGAAAGCAGGGGGGAAAAAAAAAAAAAAAAAAAUCACAAAAAGACUUCAUAUUUUUAUACUCGAUGAAGAAACAAAGAGGGAGAAAAAGGCCUGCAGGGACCUCUUGUUGAAUAGGGUUUACACGUGAUUCGACAAUUCAUUAUUAUUAUUAUUAUUAUUAUUAUUGUUAUUAUUAUUAUUACCACCACCUCAGGAGUCUACCUGCUUACACUGCCUAAAGAGUGUCUAUUUUUUUAUUUCGACUAUAUUAAGUUCUGCUUUUUACACUGUGACCUAAACAACCUUGUUUACAGCCCAAAUAAGUCCCAUCGGCUUGAUUAUAUUUCACUGUUUUUCUUCUUCUUUUUUUUUUUUUUUACCCAUUAUGUGCAAUACAUUAUUCCGAUUAAUAAUAAUUUGUACUUUUUGUUUUGGCAAAGAGCUCGUGACAGGUGACAAUCAAGACACUCUCAACUGUAAAUGACGUGAUUGUUCCUGUGUGUGAAAUUAUAUAGUUUUAGUUUGGAUUUCAACUCCAUGCUGUAUAAAGUUAUAUAAAUGUAUAUAUUUAAUUAACGAGGAGUCAUGAAAUUGUUUUUGUUUCUUUGUACAGAAAAAACAAACACAUGCACACAUUGUUUCUUUUGCUACUGUACUGAUGAACC
Corythoichthys intestinalis (scribbled pipefish) is the source of this 1866-nucleotide messenger RNA. RefSeq names its product H6 family homeobox 3a (gene hmx3a). Gene Ontology annotation, molecular function: RNA polymerase II transcription regulatory region sequence-specific DNA binding; DNA-binding transcription factor activity, RNA polymerase II-specific. Gene Ontology annotation, cellular component: nucleus. The record is from RefSeq and is a predicted model, not a curated record. Bases 277 to 1224 code for a protein of 315 amino acids. The transcript is spliced from 2 exons. Gene Ontology annotation, biological process: regulation of transcription by RNA polymerase II. Lineage: Eukaryota; Metazoa; Chordata; Actinopteri; Syngnathiformes; Syngnathidae.